Molecule: messenger RNA, 2191 nt
Organism: Xenopus tropicalis (tropical clawed frog)
Lineage: Eukaryota; Metazoa; Chordata; Amphibia; Anura; Pipidae
Gene: spryd7
Product: SPRY domain containing 7
Exons: 6
Coding region: 575-1162 (195 amino acids)
Source: RefSeq, a predicted model, not a curated record
GUCUGGCAGCAGCUGCGGAACUCUCACUCAAGUCCAAAGAAAUAUUAGGUUCCACGACAAUAUUCCGUCAUUUAAUCCGAAACCUUCUGUGCGGUAGGGAAUGGCUUAGCCAAAUGGCGAGAAGCCGCAGGUACCGUAUAACGUGUAGUCCCGCCCCAGAGCUAAGCAGGAAGUACAAGGCCAGUCAGUGCAACCCACACAGCCCACCGGGCAGGUAGAACUUGUUGCGCCAAUAGGAGGGGCGGCGAGAGCCUGGGGCUCACUGACAUUUCCCGGUGAAAGGGCACUAAGCCAGGGCCGCAACUGACAGCGAGUUCUGCCGUUACUUAAAAACAACAACGGCCCAGUUUCCCGCGCAUAAAUACCGCUGCAACGAGAGGAAGCGACUGAGCCAACGGCUCCUCCAGCUCUGACUUCUAUUCAUUGUCCGCUGUUUCCCUGGAGCCGCUGGAGCGGUUACAGAGCCUAUAGAUCAUCCCGCCGCCAGGGGUCGCUGUUCUCUGGCAAAGGCUUGGCAGUAGCAGCGGCCGUGCGUCUGUUCAGCUGGGAAUUUGCACUCGCUUCCUGGCUAAGCAUGGCGAACCCGCUGUGCUGCUUCAGGUGCUGUAUGGAUGAUGGCACUGGGCACAUCCCGCUCAAGGAGAUGCCGGCUGUACAGCUGGACACUCAGCACAUGGGAACAGAUGUUGUAAUCGUCAAAAAUGGGAGGCGAAUCUGUGGUACGGGUGCCUGUCUUGCCAAUGCACCUCUUCAUCAGAACAAAAGCUAUUUUGAGUUUAAAGUACAGUCUACAGGUAUAUGGGGCAUUGGAGUUGCAACACAAAAAGCAAAUUUGAACCAAAUCCCUCUAGGACGCGAUGUCCACAGCCUAGUCAUGAGAAAUGAUGGGGCCAUUUACUAUAACAAUGAGGAAAAGAACAGACUGCCAGCAAACAGCUUACCCCAAGAGGGUGAUGUUGUGGGCAUUACAUACGAUCAUGUAGAAUUAAACAUAUAUUUAAAUGGAAAAAAUAUGCAUUGUCCAGCAUCUGGGAUCAGAGGGACUGUCUAUCCUGUUGUUUAUGUUGACGACAGCGCAAUUUUGGACUGCCAGUUCAGUGAGUUCUAUCACACGCCUCCAGCAGGGUUUGAGAAGAUUCUCUUUGAGCAGCAGAUUUUCUAAAGACUGGACACACCUACUGCAGUCCCAAAGCUUUGUCCUCACUACCUAAAACUGCAAGACGCAUACUGAAAUGUAUUUUUUGUUUGCCCUAUGGCUCACGCCUUUCAGAUCUUAUUUGUGUGAGUAUUUAAGGUGUCACCGUCCUUUUGAUGGCCCUUCUCUAAACGCCGCUCAUACUCUUACCUUCUAUUGUCCCUGCUACUUAACGGUUUCUGGGCAGGUGUUGUAUAUCAAUGUAAAUAUAAAGUACUAAGUGCAUUUUCUUUCCAUGUGCAGUAUUAAUUGUUAUUUUAUUUAUUUUACAAUAUUCUCUUUAUUUUUUUUUGCCAAGCUCAGGGCCCUCAUCGUGAAAUGAAUGAGUGAUUAUAAUGCUUAGCUUUCUACAGAAUUGCUGUACAGGAACUCUGUGCACUGACACUACUACUACUGUUUAAACCUUUUAGUGCCAAGAGGGUGUGCAAUGAAUUAUAUACCUAAAUACUCUCCCCUGUAUUUUUUUUUUCUUGAAGCUGUGCAUCAUUUGUCUGUGAUACUUAAUUCCCAGAGUGCCUUAUGGUACAUUCACUGUUUAGAAAACUGCAUGUUCAUUCUGAUACACAUAGAUACUGAUCAGUAGUUUUCUCCAUAUUAAAACUAUGGUGUGCCUGUUUGGAUUCUUAGGAGCUACAUACCGAUAAUGAACCUUUUAUUGCUCUGCUAAAUGAUAUUGUGUACUCUUUAGAUGCAGUGUUGUCGUUGGCAGCAUUUCUCAUGUGUCUUCAUCCCACUGGUAGAGUACAGCUUUGUAUUUCAGUAAAGCCCGUUUAUGAUAAACCCUUCCCACCUGAACUCUCUGAAUCUUGGACACCAAGAAAAGCUAAUUGGCACAGUAAAUGUUAAUUUUUUUCACAUUAUUUAAUAGAACAUUUUUAUUCGUUAAAACUAAACUGAUAUUAUUACCAAUAUGUAAGCUUCCUCCAUAUGAAAGUAUUUUGUAUCAUGCACAAAGUUGUAUCUUGAUUUUCAGAAAUAAACACAACCUAAAAGGAU